This is a messenger RNA of Rhizoctonia solani, 1488 nucleotides long. RefSeq names its product glycosyltransferase family 4 protein. The coding region runs from base 1 to 1488 and encodes 495 amino acids. NCBI's taxonomy places the organism in Eukaryota, Fungi, Basidiomycota, Agaricomycetes, Cantharellales, Ceratobasidiaceae. Gene Ontology annotation, molecular function: phosphatidylinositol N-acetylglucosaminyltransferase activity. Gene Ontology annotation, biological process: GPI anchor biosynthetic process. The transcript has 9 exons. Gene Ontology annotation, cellular component: glycosylphosphatidylinositol-N-acetylglucosaminyltransferase (GPI-GnT) complex. The record is from RefSeq and is a predicted model, not a curated record.
AUGUUGCGAGAGCGGGUACAAUUCGUUCACGGACAUGCGAGCCUGAGUUCCCUUGCCCACGAAGGGCUUUUGCAUUCACACCACCUCGGCAUACGCACGGUUUUUACAGAUCAUAGCCUAUUUAGCCUUGACGACGCUACCGGUAUUUUGACAAAUAAACUCUUGGCUGGGGCGUUGAAAAGUGUAGAUGCUAUAAUUGGCGUUUCACAUACCGGCCGCGAGAAUACCAUGUUGCGCGCUAAUGCAGUUGUUGAAGUUCUCCAAAAUCCGGCCGAUCCGCGAUUCUUUGUCGUCCCGAAUGCAAUAUUGCCAGAGCAAUUUCAGCCAGGCCCUGUAACUCAGCGUGACCUAAAGAAGCAAAUCACUAUCGUUGUGAUUUCGCGUUUGGCCUACCGAAAAGGAGUAGACUUGCUAGUCGCAGCCGCUCCGCGAAUAUGCGCUCAAUUCCCUCAAGUGCACUUUGUUAUUGGCGGUGAUGGUCCAAAGUUGACUAACCUGCUUCAGAUGCGUGAGAGGCACAUGUUACAAGACAGAAUUCAUCUUCUGGGCUCUUUACGCCAUGAUCAAGUUCAUGAGACAUUGUUGAAAGGAGACAUCUAUCUGAAUACGUCAUUAACCGAAUCUUUCGGAAUCGGUCUUCUGGAAGCCGCUUGCACAGGAUUAUAUGUGGUGAGCACCCGAGUCGGAGGUGUACCUGAAGUUCUGCCUCAAGAUAUGAUAUCGUUCGCAAUGCCCGAGGAAGACGAUGUGACCCGCGCACUUGGAGAAGCUAUUGCCAUUGUCACAAAAGGCAAACACAAUCCACAAAAAGCACACGAGCGAAUUAAAUCAAUGUAUAGCUGGACGGACGUGGCGCAGCGGACGAAUGAGAUAUACAAUUGGGUUGCCACCAAGGAACCUCUCUCGUUUUGGGAACGAUUAUGCCGGACAUACGACUUGGGGAUGUUCGCCGGGCCGAUCUACGUGAUCAUUCUUGUCGUUGAUUGUUUCUUCUUUGCAUUUUUAGAGUGGUGGUUGCCCCGUGAUCAAUUGGAUGUUCUGAGCGACGAAGACGAGUGGGAUGCGUCUAGAUUCGCUAGGCUUUUCCACCCACCAAGACCGAGCUCACUCAAACAGGCCGAAAAUAAUCCUAGGUUGACAAGCAUUCGCGUGCGAACGUAUCCUCUCGACUUGGCCGUGUACGGCCAUUCUGCCUCGACGACUCCACACCUUCUUCCAACCAUUACAUGGGGUAAAAACAACACUCCCCAUGAUGAUGGUGAUGCGUAUGAUCCGCCACCAAACUCACGGGCCUUGGGACUCUACCCCAGGCACCACACACGGUUAAGCUCCUAUUCCUCCCCCUCCCCAAAAGCUGACGUCAGAAACUUCCACGCGACGAGGGGUUAUCGCGGAGAUAGCAUGAUGAGCUCAUUUGGACCUGCUUUAUCGAGCGGACACAGGCGCAGGACUGUCCCCCGGGCGGGUUCGCGCUCGGGUAUGCGGUGA